Chrysochloris asiatica (Cape golden mole) is the source of this 2256-nucleotide messenger RNA. RefSeq names its product DEAH (Asp-Glu-Ala-His) box polypeptide 32 (gene DHX32). NCBI's taxonomy places the organism in Eukaryota, Metazoa, Chordata, Mammalia, Afrosoricida, Chrysochloridae. Gene Ontology annotation, cellular component: spliceosomal complex; intracellular anatomical structure. The record is from RefSeq and is a predicted model, not a curated record. Gene Ontology annotation, molecular function: RNA binding. The transcript is spliced from 11 exons. Bases 16 to 2256 code for a protein of 746 amino acids.
UCACCCUUGGACAGGAUGGAAGAAGAUGAACUGGAAUGUUUAAAUCCAUCCUCGGAAAAACGCUAUUUUCCCGAGUCCCUGGAUUCCAGUGAUGAGGAUGGCGAGGGAGCCUUGGCCUGUGAGGACCUGGAACUGAACCCCUUUGAUGGACUGCCAUUUUCUUCACGUUAUUACAUACUCCUGAAGGAACGAGAAGACCUUCCGAUCUGGAAGGAGAAAUACUCCUUCAUGGAGAAUCUGCUUCAGAGCCAAAUUGUGAUUGUCUCCGGAGAUGCCAAGUGUGGCAAGAGCUCUCAGGUUCCUCAGUGGUGUGCUGAAUAUUGCCUCUCCAUCCACUACCAGCACGGGGGCGUGAUCUGCACCCAGGUCCACAAACAGAUGGCCGUCCAGCUUGCCCUCCGGGUAGCCGAUGAGAUGGACGUCAACAUUGGCCAUGAAGUUGGCUACGUCAUCCCUUUCGAAAACUGCUGCACCAGUGAAACCAUCCUGAGGUACUGUACUGAUGAUAUGCUGCAAAGAGAGAUGAUGUCCGAUCCUUUCCUGGGGAACUACGGGGCCAUCAUCCUAGACGACAUCCAUGAAAGAAGCAUUGCAACCGACGUGUUACUUGGACUUCUGAAGGAUGUUCUGCUGGCACGGCCAGAACUGAAGCUCAUCAUUAACACCUCACCCCUGCUGACCAGCAAACUCAGCUCGUAUUACGGAAACGUGCCUCUCAUACAAGUGAGAAACACGCACCCCGUGGAGGUUGUGUACCUCAGUGGGGAUCACAAGGACACGUUUGAGUCCAUCUUGCGCCUUAUCUUUGAAAUCCACCACUCCGGUGAGAAGGGCGACCUGGUGGUCUUUCUGGCCUGUGAACAGGAUAUUGGGAAGGUCUAUGAAAUUGUCUGUCGCGAGGGCUCUAACUUAAACCCAGAUCUUGGAGAACUUCUGGUGGUGCCGUUGUAUCCACAAGAGAGAUGCACCCUGUUCAAGCCCAACGAGGACACUGAGAAAAGUGGCCAGGUGUCUCAGAGAAGAGUUGUGCUGACCACCAGCUCCGGGGAGUCUCUGAUCUGUAGCAACACUGUCCGAUUCGUCAUCGACGUGGGAGUGGAGAGAAGAAAGGUGUACAACCCCAGAAUCCGAGCCGACUCGCUGGUGACGCAGCCCAUCAGCCAGAGCCAAGCAGAGAUCCGCAAGCAGAUUCUCGGACCCUCGUCUUCAGGCAAGCUCUUCUGUCUGUACUCUGAAGACUUUGCCUCGAGAACCAUGAAGCCCCUGCAGCCGGCAGAAAUGCAGGAGGCCAGCCUGACCAGCAUGGUGCUCUUCAUGAAGAGGGUGGACAUCGCUGGCCUGGGCCACUGCGACUUCAUGAACCAGCCAGCACCAGAAAGCCUAAUGCAGGCUCUGGAGGACUUGGACUACCUGGCAGCGCUGGACAAUGACGGGAACCUCUCCGAGUUUGGGAUCAUCAUGUCCGAGUUCCCUCUGGACCCGCAGCUCUCCAAGGCCAUCCUGGCAUCCUGUGAAUUUGACUGUGUCGACGAGAUGCUGACCAUCGCUGCAAUGCUGACAGCCCCUGACUGCUUCUCCCAGCUGCCGCGUGGCUCGGAGGAGGCAGCCCUGAGCUGCUGGAAGACCUUUCUCCAUCCCGACGGCGAUCACUUCACUCUCAUCAAUAUCUACAAGGCCUACCAGGACACAGCAUUGCACGCCUCCAGUGAGCACUGUGUAGAGAGGUGGUGUCAGGACCACUUCCUCCACUGGCCGGCUCUCAGAGCAGCAGACGCCAUCCGCAGUGAGCUCACUGACAUCAUCCGGCGCAUUGAGCUGCCCUAUGCGGAGCCAGCCUUUGGCGCCCAGGAGAACGUCCUGAACAUCAAAAAGGCGCUUCUGUCCGGCUACUUUGUGCAGAUUGCUCGGGAUGUCGACGGGUCUGGCAACUACCUAAUGCUGACGCACAAGCAGGUGGCCCAGCUGCACCCCCUGUCUGCCUACGCGCUCAGCAGGAAGCUGCCAGAGUGGGUCCUCUUCCACAAAUUCAGCAUCGCCGAGAACAACUACAUCAGGACCACCUCCGAGAUCUCUCCUGAGCUGUUUAUGCAACUGGUGCCGCAGUAUUACUUCAGUAACCUGCCUCCGAGCGAGAGCAAGGACAUCCUCCAGCAGGCCGUGGACCGGCUGACACCCAUGUCCACAGCAAACAGAGACCAGAAGAUGUAUGACAAGUGCCCUGAAGCCACUGCUGAGCAAAGAUGCGCCAUCCAGUGA